Molecule: messenger RNA, 2864 nt
Organism: Schistosoma mattheei
Lineage: Eukaryota; Metazoa; Platyhelminthes; Trematoda; Strigeidida; Schistosomatidae
Source: the annotation of a GenBank genome assembly
UUGUAUUUGUUUCUCUAUAGGUACACAGAUAUGUUACGUUACUCUUGCGUAACUCAUGCAUCAUCAAUCACAAGAAAUUUACUAUUUAAAACAUAUUUUUCCAAGUUGUCAUCCUUAAAAUUGAAGGAAGAAAAUAAUUCACCCGAUGUGAACCCACCUUUGAAACGGUACAGGAAUUCUACUUCUGUUAUACGCGCAUUAAUUUCAUGUGUGCAACCUGUUCCAGAAGCUCCAAAUUUUCAUUUAGGUCCAGAUUUUAGUUGUUUGUCGACCUCAAAAACACGUCUUUGUAUGUUAUCAAAAGCUAAAGGUCGUUUAGCUGCAAGAGUAUCUGCCAGAGAUUUUUUUCCGAAUGAUAUUACAGCUUUAAGUACAGAAGCUCCACAUAUUAAGCGAUGGAUACCUAUACAAACUCCAGAUAAUAUUUUAAAACGUGCUGUUGAAGGAUCAUUAAGCAAUGAUGAAGCUAUGGAUCGGUUGAUUUUACUUCUUGCUCCUAAACAUUCGUGGAAAUUAUAUAAUGAGAUAGCUCCUGAUUACAAAUGGACAUCGAAUACUUUGCAUCGCUUGCUUGACCUUUUAUGUGUUACAAAUGGUGGUCGAGGUGGAUCUCAUUCCCAUGUAUUAUUAAAUAAUUAUAAUUGGAGUAAUCUUCCGGAUCCAGAUGAAAUCUAUAUGACUCAUCGUUUUGAUUUUACUCCUAGAUAUAAUCAUGACAAACAAAUAAUAACCAAUCAAAACGAGUCGGAAAAUAUAACAGAUGAUGAAAUCAACUAUGAGUUUACAGGGGACUCCAUAUCAUUAGUAGGAGAGUCUAAUAAUUGGAAUUUAGAUUCACCUGCAGAAAAAUUGUUUCAUAAAGAAUUUAACAUUCUCAACACUCCAGCAGGUUAUCGAAGUAUGAUUCGUGGUGCAGCUAGAUUCGGUAAUGCUGAUCGUGCUUUCGAAUUGACUAAACUUGUAUGGGAAUCAAAAAAUGACGAUAAAUAUCUUGAUCUAGCCGCAUAUAAUCAAUUAAUUCGUUCUCUACAUCAAUUAACCGUUGUAAUGAGAGGUGAAGAAAAUCUGUGGAAUGUAAUUUUGGAUAUUUUAGAACAUGUGAAAACAUGUGGAGAUCCAAUAAAUAUUUCAAUUUUUACCAAUAUUCUUUAUACACUAGCAUAUGCAAGUGCUAAAAUGAAAUAUUCGACGUCGCCAACAUUACAUUUAUCUGAUGGAAAUUAUGUCUCAAUAGGUUUAGGCUUAUUAAAUGAAUUAAGACGAUUAAAUUUUAAACCUGAACUUGGUACAUUAGCUAAUUUGUUGUUAUUAAUUCAUGAAACACCAGCACCUGUAAAUCGAUCUUCCACAUCGACAAUAAAUAAACAGAAUAAUAAUAAUAAUUUCAUAAAUUAUCAUACUGAUCAUUCAUCCUAUACUUGUUCUAAUCUAUUGAAUGAAUUAUUAAAUGAAGUAGAAAUCUAUUUUAAUAAUAAUAAUUCUGGUAUAGGCGGUUCACCUCAACGUUUUGAUGCAUGGACAAUGGAUGAUUAUACGUUUUUUCCAAUAGCAAUCAAAUGUGCAAUGAAUGAAUUAAAUGUAGAAUUAGGUCAAAAAAUCCAUAAUUUAUUAAUUCAUCAUGAAGAUAGAACAUUUUUAUUGCCUAAUAGUCGAAUGAAACGAACUUAUAUGUAUAAUUAUUGUAGAUUAAUGAUUCAAUUUCAUGAAUGUGAUAUAAGUGAAUUUGAUCAAUUAAUCCAACGUUAUAAUACAACUUAUUGUCAGUAUUUUGAUGUGAUAUUAUCAUCAAACAGUUUACUGAUAGUUUUAACAAAAAAUUAUAACAGAAUAUUGAGAUUAUGCGAUAGUUAUACUUUACCGAAACUAAAGAUCCCUUUAAACAAAAAGACAUAUCAACAAACUAUCCAUUCAAUAAAAUUAACCGUAUAUAGUCACCUAUGCAGAAUAUUAAAUGAUUUGUUAAACAUUGAAUUCUCUCACUAUUUAUAUGUUUCUCCAAGCACCAUUGAACGGAUAACGCUUAUAGUGUGCAAAUGGGCUACUAUUAAUCCAAAGAAUGCAUUAGAUAUGUCUAUGAAUAUAAUAAAUACUUUAAAAAGGUUAGAUAAUUUAAUAAAACCAAUGAAUGAUGUUUCUACAACUACUAGAUCUCAUGAUGUGAGUGGAAUAAAAAUUGAUCAAUCAAUUAUGAAACAGUAUGACCAACUUGUUAAAUUUAUGAUCAUUGAAAGUACAAAAUUAUGUUUUCCAAUUUUUGAUGAAUUAUCUACUGAAUAUAAUAAUGAUAAUAAAAUUAAUCGUGAAGAAUACUUAACAUGGAAAACAAAAUUAAUUAACACAUUAUAUGAUUGGUUUAGUUAUGCUGAAAAUCAUAAAAUGAUUACAUGGGAAUGGGCGUUAAAAGGAUUAUAUAUUUUAUGGAAAGAAGAUGAUUUUAUACAACUGGAUUUUAUGUGGAAUGUUAUGCAAUGUUUGGCGAAACAAGAUGUGGAAUUCGAAGUUUGCGUUAGAGAACAAAGAGAUUUACUAGAACCGAUUUUAAACAUUCUAGAACUAUCCAUUCCAAAAAUCCCACAACAAGAUAUCAGAUCAAUCGAAAAACUAGAAUGUUUACAGUUCCUGAGGAAGGCUCUUAGCGCCACGGAGUCUACAAAUAUACUACCCUUGUAUUCUAGUACGUCUAACCCCGUUGAAAUUUGCGCCCAUAAUUCUCAGUAAAUGAAUAAAUUUACAUACCUCUUAAUUGUUCUAAACGACUUUUUGAAAUAAUGAAACGAUGUAAAAUUGUAUUAUGAGCAUAUUUUGAAAAAUUGUAAAUACAUACUCGUUUGUUUUUUAAUACAAAUGGUUGAUCACCUGCUUUA